CCGCCGGCCGCUGCCCCCGCACCGAAGCGCAGCAUCAUCGCACGGCUCUUCGGGACAGCCCCCCCGGCUGAGCCCGCUCCUCCCCAGCCAGAUCCUGCUGCUGCCACUCCCCCCAACCCUGCAGCCCCUGCCAAGGUGCAGAGCGUGGAGGACUUUGUUCCUGAGGACAGCCUGGACCACAGCUUUCUGGAGGACCCAACACCACACAAGGACAAGGGGAAAGCACAGGCCAAGCACCGUGUGGACAGUGAAAGCGAUGGAGAGGUGCCUGGGGGGAACCCCAUGGUGGCAGGUUUCCAAGAUGACCUGGAUCUGGAUGACAAAAUCCCCAGCAAAGCCAUGCUGGCAGCAGAACGUGUGCCCAGCAAGAACAUCACCCUCUCCAGUGAGGAAGAGGAGGAAGAGGAAGAGGUGAAGGACUGUAAGGUUGUCCUCAUACCUGAUGGAGACAAAAACACGGAGCCGGAAAAGAAAAGGUCUUCCAGAAAUUCUCUGAAACCACAGAGUGAAGCAAUUUUGACCAAAGCAACUGAGCCGAAGCCUCCUGACAGUUUACCUCCCCGUUCUGGGUCUGAACGAAACAGCAGCAGCAAGGCAGCCCAGGCCCCAAAGGCCACUUCCCAAAGCAAAGGACUUGUUCCCAAGCAAAAAGUGGUCAAAGAGGAGAAGCCUGAGGAGUCUGACAGUGAUCAAGAGGGACCAAUAGCUACUCAGAUGCUCUCAUUUGUCAUGGAUGACCCAGACUUUGAAAGUGAGGAUUCUGACAGCCAGAAGAAGAAAAUGGAUGAGUUCCCAGUGCGGGAGGAUCUCUCUGAGCUAUCGGAUGACGAUACCUCAUUGGCAAAGCCACCCCAACCUGUGAGAUCAGCUGUGCCCUCCUUCAAACCGAAGAAUGACUCAGAUCUCUUUGGUUUGGGUUUGGAAGAAGCUGGUCCCAAGGAGAGCAGUGAGGAAGGGAAAAGGAAUAAGCAAACUUCUAAGGAGAAAAAGAAGAAGAAAAAGAAAAGCAAAGAGGAAGAGGAGAAAUCAGUGAAAAAGAAGAGCAAGCACAAGAAGAGCAAAGAGAAGGAGGACAGCAAAGAGGAGAAAGAGAAGAAGAAGAAGAAGAGCACGGAGAAAAGCAGUGAGAUAGAUGAACUUGAGGCAUUCCGGGGCGGAGGAGGAAGCGGCGUGAGCAAGCCACAGGGCGGAGGGGACUAUGAGGAGCUGUGA
Molecule: messenger RNA, 1212 nt
Organism: Acanthisitta chloris (rifleman)
Lineage: Eukaryota; Metazoa; Chordata; Aves; Passeriformes; Acanthisittidae
Product: rab-like protein 6
Exons: 9
Cellular component (GO): cytosol; nucleus
Molecular function (GO): GTP binding
Source: RefSeq, a predicted model, not a curated record